Messenger RNA from Penicillium brasilianum, 2126 nucleotides. NCBI's taxonomy places the organism in Eukaryota, Fungi, Ascomycota, Eurotiomycetes, Eurotiales, Aspergillaceae. The record is from the annotation of a GenBank genome assembly.
CGAGCUCCUGUAACUUCGAACCUCCAAACGGGAUGCCCCAGCAUAUUACACCACCACCAACAUGCUGUCGGGGAUCCUAGUAUUCAAUCAAAAGGGCGAGAACCUCAUCUUCCGCGCCUUCCGGAGUGACUGCCGUCCACGUCUUGCCGACAUUUUUCGCAUCCAGGUCAUUGCCAACCCGCAGGUCCGCUCCCCGAUCCUGACCCUGGGCUCGACUACCUUCAGCCAUGUCAAGCAUGAGAAUAUCUACCUGGUCGCGGUGACCAAGAGCAAUGCCAAUGCCGCGCUCGUUUUUGAGUUCCUCUACAGGCUGAUCGUACUGGGAAGGAGUUACUUUGGAAAGUUUGACGAGGAGGCUGUGAAGAAUAACUUUGUGUUGAUUUACGAACUGCUUGAUGAAAUCCUCGACUUCGGUUACCCCCAAAAUACGGAGACGGAUACGUUGAAAAUGUACAUCACGACCGAGGGCGUCAAGUCCGCCAUCGCCAACUCGCCCACAGACUCCAGUCGAAUCACUCAGCAAGCAACCGGUGCGCUCUCCUGGCGCCGCUCCGAUAUCAAAUACCGAAAGAACGAAGCCUUUGUCGAUGUGAUCGAAGACGUGAACCUCCUGAUGUCGGCAACCGGCACCGUCCUGCGCGCCGAUGUGAAUGGGCAAAUUGUCAUGCGCGCAUAUCUUACCGGCACCCCGGAGUGCAAGUUUGGUCUGAACGACAGGCUCCUGUUAGACUCUGGUAGUUCCUCUAGUGCGAACGGAGGUCGAGGUGGUGGGGGCAUUUCUGGGAACAAACAGGCUACACGAGCCGCUGCCGGCUCGGUCACGCUCGAGGACUGCCAGUUCCACCAGUGCGUGAAACUUGGUCGAUUUGACGCCGAUCGUAUCAUCUCGUUCGUGCCGCCGGACGGCGAGUUCGAGUUGAUGCGCUACCGCGCGACAGAAAACGUCAACUUGCCCUUCAAGGUGCACCCAAUUGUGCGUGAGAUUGGCACGACAAAGGUUGAGUACAGCGUGGCAAUCAAGGCCAACUACAGUUCGAAGCUAUUUGCGACGAACGUAGUGGUCCGUAUUCCAACGCCGCUUAAUACUGCAAAGACAACCGAGCGCACGAGUCAAGGCCGCGCCAAGUAUGAGCCCGAGCAGAACAAUAUCGUGUGGAAGAUUGCGCGAUUCUCGGGCCAGAGCGAGUAUGUCCUCAAUGCGGAGGCGACUCUUACUUCGAUGACCCACCAGAAGGCCUGGAGUCGGCCACCGAUUAGCCUUUCGUUUAGCAUUCUCAUGUUCACCUCCUCUGGUUUGCUUGUGCGGUACUUGAAGGUCUUCGAGAAGAGCAAUUACAGUUCCGUCAAAUGGGUACGCUACAUGACUCGUGCGGGAAGCUACGAGAUCCGAUUCUAAUACCGCCGACCCCUUGGCUUAGAUGAUGGCGUGCAUAAGCCCUUGUCCUUUUUGAUUAUGGAAUCUCAGGCGGGGUGUCUGGCGUUGAUGGUGUUUUCUUCUUUCAUUGAUUUUACAUGACUCUUAUUUUUCUUUCGAUAAAUACUUUCAGUGCGCCAGUACUCCUCAUUUUCCCCUGUGCUUGCUUUCCCACCACCGGUCGACGUUUAUCAACCCUGUCACCCAUAAGAACCACAUAGCCAUUCUCGUCGUUGAUCGAUCUCGAGUCCACCUGCAUUUCCCUCUGGAAGCAUACCUGAGAAUCACCCCCUUCAACCGUAUCCCCUUUGAUCUCAACCUUUCUGCCUCUGUACACAUACUCUCGGUUCAGCCCGUUCUUUGGCAAAGGAUGAACCAUAGGAAUUGAUCUACCUUCAACAGCAACCUGCAGCAGGGGUAUCCUCGAUUUCCACUUCUGAACCAAUCGUGAUGCGCCGACGUCUGCACCGCAUUCGACCAGUAGCUUCGCCAAUGCAACGCUUUUCAUUUGCACUGCAAUUUGUAGCGGCGUUAGUUUCGCCGUCGGGUUGAAUGUAUUCUGGUCCGCUUCACGUUCCAGUAAGAAAGCCACAAGCUUAAGAUUUGGGGAACCCUUGCACCCAUAGAUAGCACCGUUCACUGGUCCAUAGCGCAACCUCACAGUUUGCAUCGAAGCGGCUCUAAUUUGAAUACAAUAUAACACUUAUCUUCA